AUGAUGAUCCUGGGAAAGAUAUUCCUCAUAGUCUUAUUGCUAUGUUCAGUUUUCUCAAUAGCCUCAUCAAGAAGAGGACAUUCAUCAAGCAACAUAGAUUGGUGGUGCAACCUAACCCCACACCCUAAGCCAUGCAAAUACUACAUUGGUCAAAUGAAUCACCAUUUCACAAUCAAACACAGAACUGAAUUCAGGGGAAUGCUUGUUCAACUGGCCUUAAAGCAAUCUCUUAUCAUGCAAAAGGAAGCACAUAAAUUUGAACAAAACAUGGAGACAAAGAAGCAUAGAACUGUGUAUGGUGAUUGUUUAAAGCUCUAUGAAAACACCAUCUUCCAUCUCAACCGUACCCUUGAAGGCUUGCAUGAUCUGAAGAGAAGCUGUUCACCUGUUGAUGCACAAACAUGGCUAAGCACUGCUCUUACAAACAUUCAAACGUGUCGAACCGGGGCUGAAGAACUCAGUGUUCAAGAUUUCAUGGUGUCAAAUGUGAGAACCAAUGUCACAGAGCUGAUAAGGAAUAGCUUAGCAAUCAACAUGGAUUUCCUGAAGCAAAAUGAACAUAAUAAGCACACAGAAACAACAGAAGAAGCAUUUCCAAGUUGGUUUUCAACUCGUGAGAGGAAAUUGUUGCAGUCUUCAACUAUAAAGGCAAAUCUUGUGGUAGCAAAAGAUGGUUCAGGAAAUUUUAGGAGUGUCCAAGAGGCUCUUAAUGCAGCUGCAAAGAGAAGAAACAAGACAAGGUUUGUGAUACAUGUGAAGAAAGGUGUGUAUAGAGAGAACAUUGAGGUUGCAGUGAACAAUGAUAACAUCAUGUUGAUUGGUAAUGGGAUGAGAAAUACCAUAAUAACAAGUAGCAGAAAUGUUCAAGGAGGUUUUACAACUUAUAGUUCUGCAACAGCAGGUAUAGAUGGCCUUCACUUCAUUGCAAGAGACAUUACCUUCCAAAAUGCCGCCGGUCCUCAAAAGGGUCAAGCCGUGGCGCUCCGGUCAUCCUCCGACCUCUCCGUCUUCUACCGGUGCAUGAUAACAGGUUACCAAGACACCCUCAUGGUUCAAGCACAGCGUCAAUUUUACAGACAAUGCUACAUCUAUGGCACCAUAGACUUCAUCUUUGGUAAUGCAGCAGUGGUGUUUCAAAAUUGUAACAUUUAUGCAAGAAAGCCUUCAGAUGGCCAAGCAAACAUGAUCACGGCCCAAGGUAGAGAUGACCCAUUUCAAAACACUGGAAUUUCAAUCCACAAUUCUCGAAUCAUGGCUGCACCAGAUCUUAAGCCCGUUUUUGACAAAUACAACACUUUCUUGGGUAGGCCUUGGCAGCAAUAUUCUAGAGUAGUGGUCAUGAAGACUUUCAUUGACACAUUGGUGACCCCAUUGGGUUGGUCUCAAUGGGAUGGUACUAAUUUUGCUUUGGAUACACUCUAUUAUGGAGAGUAUCAGAAUUAUGGGCCUGGUUCAAAUACAGCCAAUAGAGUAAAAUGGCCAGGUUUUCAUCUCAUAACAAGCCCAGUUGUUGCAUCACAGUUUACAGUUACUGGCCUUCUUUCUGGCACUACAUGGUUGCCUACCACAUCUGUGCCAUUUACCUCAGGCCUUUGA
Messenger RNA from Gastrolobium bilobum, 1596 nucleotides. Its product is annotated as pectinesterase-like. The transcript is spliced from 2 exons. Lineage: Eukaryota; Viridiplantae; Streptophyta; Magnoliopsida; Fabales; Fabaceae. Gene Ontology annotation, molecular function: pectinesterase inhibitor activity; pectinesterase activity. Gene Ontology annotation, biological process: cell wall modification. The coding region runs from base 1 to 1596 and encodes 531 amino acids. The record is from RefSeq and is a predicted model, not a curated record.